AAUUCAACUCUCAAAUAUAUAAUCGAACAAACGAUCGUCGUCGAUCAGUCGGGAAGCCAUUUUUGGAGUAUUCAAGCAGCUAUCGAUGCAGUGCCUAAGGACAACCUUAGAUGGGUUUGUAUUGAAAUUAGGAGGGGGAUUUACAGAGAACAGAUUCGGAUUCCCAGGGAGAAGCCGUACAUAUUUCUGAAGGGAGAAUCUCGACUGAAAACGGUUAUUGCUUGGGAUGGUCACGACAGUAUUCAGAGUGCCACUUUUAUUUCUGAAGCAAAUGAUACCAGGGCUAAGGGUUUGACCUUUCUGAAUUCAUACAACUAUGGACCUUCCCGGAAUCAGAUAUAUCCGGCGGUUGCGGCGAAAAUCGACGGCGACCGAGUCGCCUUCUACAACUGCCGAUUCCUCGGACUUCAGGACACCUUGUGGGAUGUAAGAGGCCGCCAUUAUUUCCAUCGAUGCACAAUUGAGGGGGCCGUGGAUUUCAUUUUCGGUUCGGGCCAAUCCAUCUACGAGGGAUGUACAAUAUCUGUUAACGUCGAUGCAAUUGGCCCCGGAUACGUCGGGUACAUCACGGCGCAAGGACGAUCAUACCCCUACGAGUCGAACGGGUUCGUUUUUAAGAAUUGCAACAUCGAUGGCAAGGGAAAAGUGUAUCUUGGAAGGCCGUGGGGAAUAUAUUCUCGAGUCAUUUUCUACAAAACUUUGAUGUCCGACGUCGUCGUGCCUCAGGGAUGGGAUUCGUGGCGUUCUCAGGGCCAAGAGUACAAGUUAAUGUUUUCGGAGAUCGAUUGCCGGGGCAUGGGCGCGAACACGACGGGUAGGGUCGGGUGGGUCAACAAACAUUCGAGCAAGAAUUUGCAACCGUUUAUUGAUUUGUCGUACAUCGAUAAAGAGGGUUGGCUUUAA
Messenger RNA from Andrographis paniculata, 903 nucleotides. RefSeq names its product probable pectinesterase 29. Gene Ontology annotation, molecular function: pectinesterase activity. Lineage: Eukaryota; Viridiplantae; Streptophyta; Magnoliopsida; Lamiales; Acanthaceae. The annotation marks the transcript as partial. The transcript is spliced from 5 exons. The record is from RefSeq and is a predicted model, not a curated record. Gene Ontology annotation, biological process: cell wall modification.